CUGUCAGUGGACACCCGUCCUCUUUGAGUCACAGGCACACACCAAGCCGGACACACUCUUGCUGCUGCUGCUGGUUGCUUCACUUCAGCUGCUCUUCUUGUUUGCAGGGAGACGACAUGAAGCGCUGCCUCGGACUGAUCCUGUUGCUCUGUUCUGGGAUGCUCCAUGCAGGAGCUGGACUUCGCUGCUACAAGUGCUCAGAUUACACAGGACGCUGCGAGAACGUGCAGGAGUGCACAUUCGAAGACUCAUGCAUCUCUCUGAGCGAGAGAGGAGGGAAGACCAUUCGUCAGUGUAUCAGGUACACAGACUGUGACAUCUCCCGCCUCACCCAGAUGUUUCCGUCCAUCUCCAGCUUCACGUACAGAUGCUGCAACAGUAAUCUGUGCAACUCUGGUAACACGGUUACCACAGCAACGCCGGUCCUGGCACUUGUGGGGACCUUGCUGAGCGUAUGGUGGUGUUGGGUGUAAAUGACAGCUGUGACUCUGCGUAUUAAAUUUUAAUUGUGGGUCGAUUUUUUCUUUUUACUCUUCUCAGGUGUCUUUUGAAAAAAAAAAAUGUAAUUUUCUUUACUAAUUUCUUUAUUCCAUAUUGUAAAAUUUUAACAAUAAAAGUGACAAAAGUAA
Molecule: messenger RNA, 629 nt
Organism: Melanotaenia boesemani (Boeseman's rainbowfish)
Lineage: Eukaryota; Metazoa; Chordata; Actinopteri; Atheriniformes; Melanotaeniidae
Gene: cd59b
Product: CD59 molecule (CD59 blood group)
Exons: 3
Coding region: 117-473 (118 amino acids)
Source: RefSeq, a predicted model, not a curated record